Messenger RNA from Abrus precatorius (Indian licorice), 2136 nucleotides. Its product is annotated as homeobox-leucine zipper protein HDG11-like. The transcript is spliced from 10 exons. Gene Ontology annotation, biological process: regulation of DNA-templated transcription. The record is from RefSeq and is a predicted model, not a curated record. NCBI's taxonomy places the organism in Eukaryota, Viridiplantae, Streptophyta, Magnoliopsida, Fabales, Fabaceae. Gene Ontology annotation, molecular function: lipid binding; DNA binding; DNA-binding transcription factor activity, RNA polymerase II-specific. Bases 1 to 2136 code for a protein of 711 amino acids.
AUGGAUUCUUCAAUGGGAGGUGUUGAUGGGUCUGGUGAUGAAGGCACUCAUACCUCACACAAGGGAAAAAGACCCUCCUACAAACGUCUUAGUUCUGCUCAAACAGCCAAACUUGAAAAAUUCAUCAAGGAGUGCCCACAUCCUGACGAAACCCAACGACGCCAAUUAGCCACCGAGGUUGGGCUUGAGCCUAAACAAAUUAAGUUUUGGUUUCAAAAUAAGAGGACUCAAAUUAAGAAUCAACACGAGAGAGCAGAUAACACUGCUCUUCGGGUUGAGAAUGAUAGGAUAAAUAGUGAAAACGAAUUCAUGAAAGAGGCGUUGAAGAAUAUGCUUUGCCCAUCUUGUGGGGGUCCACCAUAUGCAGAAGGAGAGCAUGAACACUUUAUGCAAAAGAUGCAACUCGAAAAUGCUCAACUAAAAGAUGAGCAUGACAAAGUGUCUAGACUUCUUGCAAGGUACUUGGAGAAACAAAUGUCACAACCUGAGUUGCAACAAACUGUUAUUCCUAUCACAGGUUCAACUUCAUAUGAUCCACCACAUGGAAGUUCACUUAACCAUGUGAUUGAUGAAAGUCUAUGUCUUGAUCAAAGUUUUAGUACACAAGUUAUAGAUGAUCUAUUAUUGUCGAACUCAUUGGGAGGUGUAGAUGUAGAGAAACCAUUUAUGUUAGAGGUUGCUACUACUGCAAUGGAAGAAUUAGUUAGGCUUCUUCGCAUCAAUGAGCCCUUUUGGAUCAAGUCUUCAACUCAAGAUGGGAAGCUUGUUCUUCAUCGUGAAAGUUAUGAGAAAAUAUUUUCAAGAACCAAACAAUUCAAAGGUGCCAACAUACAUGUAGAAGCAACAAAAGAUUCAGGGAUGGUUAACAUUAGUGGCAUUCAGCUAGUUGAAAUGUUUCUAGAUUCGGACAAGUGGGUUAAUCUGUUCCCAACAAUUGUUACAAAAGCAGAAACAAUUAAAGUACUAGAAAGUGGUUUCUUAGGAAAUCGAAGUGGAGCCUUGCAGUUGAUGAUUGAAGAAAUGCAUAUUCUUUCACCUUUAGUGCAAGCUCGUAAAUUUCAAUUCCUUCGCUAUUGUCAACAAAUUGAAGAUGGUCAAUGGGUGAUAACAGAUGUGUCAUUUGAUCCCUUUCAACAGAACAAUUCUCCUUCUCGAUCUUGGAGGCAUCCAUCUGGAUGCUUGAUUCAAGAAAUGCCUAAUGGGUAUUCCAUGGUUACUUGGGUUGAACACGUGGAGGUGGAUGAUAAAAUCCAAACGCACCCACUGUACAGAGAUAUUGUUAGUAUCAAUAUGGCAUAUGGAGCAGAAAGAUGGAUGAUGGAACUUCAAAGAAUGUGUGAAAGAUUUGCUUGGUUUUAUGUUGAAAAGAUAGCCAAUCAUGGCUUUGAAGGAGUGAUCAAUUCACUUGAAGGGAGGAGGAGUGUAAUGAAUUUUUCUCAUCGAAUGCUUAAAAUCUUUUGUCAAAGUUUAACAAUGUCGGGUAACUUGGACUUCCCACAUUUAACUAUGGAGAAUAAUAGCGGUGUUAGGGUCUCCAUCCGAAAAAACACAAACCUUGGUCAACCAAAUGGCAUGAUUGUUGUAGCUGCUACAUCCCUUUGGCUACCUCUCCAUUAUUUGAAAAUUUUUGAGUUCUUCACAGAUGAAAAAAGACGAGCUCAGUGGGAUGUUCUUUCCUGUGGAAAUCCAGUGCACAAGGUUGCGCACAUCUCACAUGGAACUCAUCCUGGCAAUUGUACAUCAAUUAUCCGGCCAUUCAUCCCUAGCGAGAACAAUGCGUUGAUUCUUCAAGAAAGUCUUACAAAUUCCAUGGGAUCAUAUGUUGUAUAUGCUCCAACCGAUGUAAGAACUAUGAAUAUGGCUAUACAAGGGGAAGACUCUUCAUUGCUACCAAUUCUUCCAUCGGGUUUUGUUAUCGUUGCACAUGAUGAUCCAAAUGCAAAUUUAGGAGCAUUUGAUAAUACAAAUGUUGAUAGAUCAGAAGGCUCAUUAUUGACUGUGGCUUUCCAAAUAUUGGCUUGUAGUCCAAGUGGAAUCAAUCUGUUAAAUAUGGAAUCUGUGGCAGCUGUGAAUACCCUUUUAACCUCAACAAUCCUAAAAAUAAAGGAUGCUCUAAAUUGUAGUAACUUGGAGUAA